Messenger RNA from Syzygium oleosum, 1145 nucleotides. Its product is annotated as strigolactone esterase D14-like. The coding region runs from base 61 to 882 and encodes 273 amino acids. The transcript is spliced from 2 exons. The record is from RefSeq and is a predicted model, not a curated record. Lineage: Eukaryota; Viridiplantae; Streptophyta; Magnoliopsida; Myrtales; Myrtaceae.
CUCUCUCUCUCUCUCUCUCCCUCUCCUUGUCCUUCUUCUUCUUCUUCUUCCCACAAAAAAAUGGUGAUGCUGGAGAAGGGCCUCUCGACGCCCCUGAACGCGAAGCUCGCCGGCUCAGGCACUGAGACGGUGGUCCUCGCUCACGGUUUCGGAGUAGACCAGACCGUGUGGAACAAGAUCCUCCCUCUCUUGUCCCAGCACUUCAGGGUCCUCGUCUUCGACUGGUGCUUCUCGGGAGCUGUCAAGGAGCAGGAAGGUCUGUUCGACCCGGUGAGGCACUCGUCCUACGAAGGUUUCGCCUGCGAUCUGAUCACUCUCCUCGACGAGCUCGAUCUCGAGUCCACGGUCUUUGUCGGCCACUCCAUGUCCGGCAUGAUCGGUUGCAUUGCCUCUGUGAAGAGGCCUGACCUCUUCAAGCGCCUCAUACUCCUUGGUGCCUCUCCCAGGUGCUUAAACACAGACGGCUACGAGGGCGGGUUUGAGACCGCGCAGAUCGAUCAUAUCAUAUCGAGCAUAGAGUCCGACUACCACGGAUGGGUGACCAACUUCCCUCCCCUGGUGGUGGGCUCGUGCGACGCCUCGGUCGAGAUGUUCACGAAGUGCUUGAGAAGGAUGAGGCCCGAAGUUGCGCUUCCCUUAGCUAGGACGGUUUUCCUGUGCGAUCAUAGAGAGCUACUCGAGAAAGUGAUGACCCCGUGCACCAUAAUCCAGACCACGAACGACAUCGUCGUGCCGAACUCGGUCGCCCAUUACAUGCACGACAAAAUCCAGGGGAAAUCGACGGUCGAGAUGAUCGAAGCCGAUGGCCAUUUCCCUCAGCUCACCGCACAUCUCCAGCUUCUUGAUGUGUUGGGUGGAAUAUUGGGGUUUGAGUGUGAUUAGCAGGUGAUUAAGCACUUAGAUGUUUAGUCAUAUGAUUAUACCCUAGACUGUGACUAGAAUAACCAUCUUAUUUUUAGACUUUUUUCUUGGUAUGUAGUGAUGAUGUGGUAGUAGUGAGUGUGUGAAUGUGUGAGAUGAGUACUGCGGGUCGUGGAUUGCAUGUGGUUUGUCUCUUUAGGUUAGGUAUUAUGGUUGGACUGAGUAGUUCGCAUUUAAAUCUUUUGGGCUUGAGAUGUUUGACUGGAUUUUAUUUGAUUCGUGGA